CAACCUGCUAAAGACCUCUCUAAAGACAGUCUUACUCUAAAAAAGGUCGUCAAAGAAUUUCAAAAUGCUGAAUGUGGACUGUAAAAUAUUGUUGUUACCACUCAUGAUCAUUUUAUCAACAGUUUGUGAAGGACAUCCUCUAAGCAAAAGGACAGUGAGUGAGGUGCAGCUUAUGCACAAUCGAGGGGAGCACAAGCUGCAGAAGGAGCGGCGGGACUGGCUGCAGAUGAGGCUGCGGGGCAUCCACCUGGGCCAGAGCUGGUCCAGAGCAGAGCCGGCCUGGAAUAGAGAGGAUGAAAGCCGUCCACGGAGAAAGAAGAUGCUGCCUAAAGACCUCCCAGACUCUCUGACGCCUGACGAGAUCCAGUUUGCCAUGGACUACCUGGAGGAGAUCUUGAGAUCUAAAAAACAAUGA
Molecule: messenger RNA, 415 nt
Organism: Periophthalmus magnuspinnatus
Lineage: Eukaryota; Metazoa; Chordata; Actinopteri; Gobiiformes; Gobiidae
Product: parathyroid hormone-like
Exons: 3
Coding region: 65-415 (116 amino acids)
Biological process (GO): intracellular calcium ion homeostasis
Cellular component (GO): extracellular region
Molecular function (GO): hormone activity
Source: RefSeq, a predicted model, not a curated record